Pocillopora meandrina is the source of this 1828-nucleotide messenger RNA. Lineage: Eukaryota; Metazoa; Cnidaria; Anthozoa; Scleractinia; Pocilloporidae. The record is from the annotation of a GenBank genome assembly.
GACUGGAUGGUCCGGAGGGCAAUGUUAUCAGGUUAAUAGUUAUUCAUAGCUUGGGUGAAGGGCUUGAUGAGGUAAGUAAUUAACAACACGUUUUCUACAAUAAGCUUCGAAAUACGUAAUUUUCACAAAAACAGUACGCAUAAUUCGUUACAAAAAAGUUAUAUUUCAUUUCCAAGCUAUUGACUGGUACGUGUGCCCUUGAUUUCUCCAUAGCUAAUCGCUUCAAUUGUUCUACUGUUUAGGACUCGUGAUUUUCUGGACUUAGCUUUACUAUCAACCACUCUUUACAAGUAAAGUAAAAAAAAUUGUGUUGGUUUAGCAAACAUUUUUCUUAAAAUAAGUUUCGUAAAUAAGUUCAAAUUUGUUUCCAAAAAACUAUUUGUCCUUUUUUUUUAGCUUUUGAUGUGCGAAGAUGCUCAGGGAAAUAAGUACACGGUGAAGGCAUUCAACAGCAGUGACAAUUUUUUGAAAUUUGAAGAGGUAACUUCUUCACCUAUCCCAUUUAUCCAAAUAGAAUGUUCGAAUGAGUAUUUAGAAAAACGCACCCUGUGAUUCAGGGUACAUCUUCGAAAAUUAUUUAGUAGUUUUAAUUCAGUUUUUUCACCCAGUUGUAUUUCAUUUGUUUUAAAAGACACUUUUGAGCAAGAGAUUUUAGAAACUAUUUUUGCGGCGAGACAGGAAAGUCUAACGCGUUACAUUGCAUCAAAGCUUCAGGUGGAUCCACCAAGCGAUGAAAGCGUGGAAAAAUUGCUACAGUCAUGUGAAGAACAUCGCAACUUUUUCCAGAGAAUGUUUGACGUUCUUAUCAAGCUGACUGCCGAGGUGGGGCAACAGAGUAAAGAUAAUUUAAAUUUCAUUCAACUACUUUCGGACUUUACCAUGGGACUCCAGCAGGAAACAAUAACACUUUUCUCCAAGAUCGAGUCGGUACCUACUCAGAGCCAACUUUCGGACAAGCGGCACGUGGAUCGAGCUAAAGAAUUACACAAAUGGAAAAGGCAUCAUGAAGCGAAAUUCAAGGGAUUUGAAAAGCUGAUGUCAGAACUACAUCAAAAGACAACAGGGGGAGAGCCGAAUAAUAGAGGAAGGCUGGUAAUUGCUAAUAGACUAACAUUUUUUUACUUUAAUUACUUAAUAUCUCAUGCAAAUUGUAUUUAAAUUGUUAAAAGCUCAGUGGGGGUAUUUCAUGAAACAAUGAUUUAGAUCGAGGGAGAGAUAAACCCAGGUUUUGACGUCCAAAUAACAUUAUAUAUAAAACUUUGUGCGACCGACCAAACAGGGGCCUUGGUAGUCCAUAAUUAUUGGAAGUCUUAUGUCAGUCUUCAAGUUUCUAAUUAAAUUCUGCCUCAGGAUUUUUUUUAAUGAGCUCAAACGAGCGGGAAGAAUCUUAUCAUCAAUGAUUUUAUAAAUGUUCUCCUCUUUCUUGACUAUUUCUGUUUGUCAUGUUCUCUCCUACAUUUUUUUGUCUCUUUUUUGUAACGUUCUCUCAUCAGAACUCUGUGCCAGAACGCAGCUCAAGAUCUCUGUCAGGACUCGGAGAGAUGGUAAAGAAAUUUUAGUUUAAUCUGAGAUUAUCAAAACACAGAUCACUGGACUGAAUCAAACUGCAGAUAAGUAACUGACUAGGCCACAAUCAUGGUAAAUAUGACCUGUUAUAAUUACAAUAAGCUCAACAUAUCUUAGAUCUAAUUCGCUCAUUCAUAUUACCUUUGUCGACUGUUCUCAGGAAAGUAGCUAAAUGUUUAUGUUUAGAUUUAAUUCUAUCUUUUUUUUUGCAGAGUUCCAGACGUUAUUCAGAAAGUGACAAAUCAAAAAGAUCAAAAUGAAG